Messenger RNA from Talaromyces proteolyticus, 2657 nucleotides. RefSeq names its product kelch motif domain protein. The record is from RefSeq and is a predicted model, not a curated record. The coding region runs from base 217 to 2463 and encodes 748 amino acids. Gene Ontology annotation, molecular function: protein binding. The transcript has 3 exons. Lineage: Eukaryota; Fungi; Ascomycota; Eurotiomycetes; Eurotiales; Trichocomaceae.
CCUGAUCUGGACCAAUCCACGCCGCGAUCCGAAAAUCUCUUCUUCCUUUUUGCCUCCUCUUGUGCCUACACAACCCGGGCCUGCUGCAGCAGACUAGCACUCAGUCAGAUAUAGAAGUGGUCGAACUCGUCCAUUGUUCUUUCUGCCCUCGUCUCUUUGACCCGUUGGUCUCGUCCUUUCAGUGACAGUCGAUAAUUACCCACUAGACCCGCUCUGAUGGCGCGGCAACCGCCCUCCACACCUAGCAACGCCCCGGUCACCGCAUCAGCCCUUUCAGUUGCGCACCUCCACGACGGUGGGUCGGCUUCCUCCUGGGAUGCUCUUGGUGCUACAACCUCCAUUCGACGUCCAACCCAGCCCAUGUCCUCCCCGUUGCUGGCCGUCCGGGAGCAGAACGCGUAUCUAAUGCCGACAAGCCCAGCCAAAAGCCGUCGGGGCAGUGCUGAUUACCGUCCCAGUAUAAAAAAGGCCGUCGGCAAUAUCCCCGCAUGUCUCGUGAAUGCUUCUGUUACCUAUUGUGGCAAUGAUCAGAUCUACGCCUUUGGGGGUUUCGACCAAUUCACUGACGAAGUGUACAAUCACGUUCUUCGGCUUAACCUGAACACGCUGUCAUGGGACUUGGUCGAUAACUAUGGCGAUAUCCCGGGUGUUCGCAUGGGACACACCGCUUCUCUAUACGAGGGAAAUAAAUUACUUGUGUUCGGUGGUGAAAAUGAGCACCGUGAAUACCUUUCCGACAUUGUGAUCCUGGACAUUCCGUCGUCCACGUGGACACAACCUGACAUCAGAGGUCCUGUUCCCCGAGGUCGGGCUCGCCAUGCCUCCGUUAUCUACGAAGACAAACUAUUCGUAGUCGGUGGGGUAACUGGGGAAAGCAAUCUAAUUCUCGAUGACCUGUGUUAUCUGGAUCUAAAAACAUGGACAUGGUCGAGGACAUGGAGCUUCACACCCCGUUUUGACCACACUGCGUGGGUCUGGGGAGGUCGAUUAUGGAUAUUUGGAGGUCUCGGUCGAGACAUGGAACGCACUACUGAUCUGUGGUGGCUAGACCUCAAAGGUAGUCCGACUUUGGGCAUGACUCACGAGGAAUCACAAGGGACACUAAGUCACCCGACUCCAAGUCCUGGCGCCUCUCUUAGUCCGCCGAGGCAACUGUCUAGCCGGUCCAACGGAUAUGCAGCAAACUCGGCCAGUGUGCAAAUUCGUUCUUUCGUGCGAAGAAAACCAACGGCACCGGGUGCGAUAUCAUCCCUUCGAUUUCGCUCGGGCCCGCAUGUUCCAUCCUUGCUCUCAGGCACUCAUUUCCAUGUCUACUCUUCUGGUCUGCUUUUGGAUUUAAUCACGCCUUCUGAAACUGUACGGCCUUACGAAUGUAAUUUGUCAUCGCUCGAGCUGGAUUCCCUACGAUGGCAAAGACUUGCCGAUGGCCAAGAGGUUUUUCGUCCAGGUUAUAGGUGGCAUUAUUGCACAAUUAAUGAGGAUGGCACUAAAGCGUGGUUACUUGGGUGCAACAUUGAAAAUCCUACUGGUGCAGGUGACGACAAUCAGCUGAACGAGAUUCUUUGCCUGGACUUGGAAAAAUACGGACUUCUUGGCAAUGAUCUUGUUUCAGAGUCAUCAGAACAAAACCGCAUCCUUGCUUCUGAGCGUCAAGGGCCUUCGCAGAAUGGUGGUCUCGGCGCUGACCUGCUAGCGGUUUUCGACCAAGACCCAGAGACCGGCAGUGGUACUGACUUUAUCAUUACUGCUGAUCGUGAUGAUCAGGAUGCAGAGGAGGAGAUAUCCCAACCACCUUCGCCAUUGCAGGUCCAAUCCGAACCCGCAUUUAUCUCCCCUACUGCCUCAACCUCCGUGCCUAUUCACGUUCAUCGCAUUAUCUUACAAGCUAGAUGGCCUCACUUUAAACGACUAUAUUCUGCGCAGAUGGCAGAGUAUCAUACGAAAAGGAUGCACAUACCAGAGCCUUACUCUGUCGUCCGGGCAUUUCUAUACUACCUAUAUAGUGACAGUAUUUCAGACCAUCCUCAGUUUUGCACCAGCAUCCUUGAUGUUGCCGGCAUGUUAGUCAUGGCCAACCUCUACGAUAUGCCGAAGCUACGUUUGCUCUGCGUUAAUCGAUUGAGUCGUGAGCUCGACGUCGAAAACGCAGCCAUCAUUUGGGAGAGAGCCGGUCGAACCAACGAAGAUUGGCUUCGUCGUCGUGCCGCACAGUUUUGCCUGACGCAUUGGGGUCGAAUCGUACGAACGGCAGGAUUCAAAUCGCUAAAUCGACAAAGCCUCAUUGAGCUCUGUGAGGUUGUCGAUACGGAAGGCAGAAUCGUAGCAGGUCCUGAGCUAGAAUUCGUCGGGGCUCUUGGCUCUGGUACGUUGGGAUCCAAGCGACCGCGGCUCACUGGGAACUCGCUCGUGGAUGAGAUGGAUGAGCUUGAAGGAGACGAAGAAGACGGUAUGGAACUGUCGUAAGGCGUCAAUUUCAUUCCCGUGUCCUCAUGACCGCCUAUCCUGGGCUUGGAGGGCCUCGUUUCUAAGGUUAUUUCGAUUAACGGAGUAUGGGUAGCGGUGGUUGCAUGAAUAGGCGUAUCUAAAUAUUCAAUCGGAUCUGUUAUUACUUUUUAUGAAGUAGACUACUUUGCGCGUAAUUGGCGCGAUAAACUGCA